This is a messenger RNA of Anopheles coluzzii, 1141 nucleotides long. RefSeq lists its product as uncharacterized. The transcript has 2 exons. The coding region runs from base 562 to 939 and encodes 125 amino acids. The record is from RefSeq and is a predicted model, not a curated record. NCBI's taxonomy places the organism in Eukaryota, Metazoa, Arthropoda, Insecta, Diptera, Culicidae.
UUACAGUUACAGGGAGACUGAAUAUCGUGAGGAUCUAUAGAUAUUCUGACCAAUAGAAGAAGGAUCCUCCUUCAAAGGUUGGUGUUUUCAUAACGUGUCGUCGUACGAUGGUGACGAUGGUGAUAAUGAAAAUAAUGAAGCUCAGACGGCAAACAUUAGAGUGAAGUUCCUUGAGGUAAUCAAAGGAAUAGCAUUCUUGUCAUGCAUCUCACUUGCUUUACCCGUAUUGACUUAUUUCAGAAGAAUGUAGCUGGAGUUCUUCGAAUCGUUCCGAAGUGAAUGAAAACUCUCGAACUCAACCAUACCUCCCAUACGACACCAUACCAUACUGCAAACAUACACAAGGGCGUUGAGAAAUCGCUUCAUCAAACUAUAUCUCAACACACACCCCACAGUGCAGCUUGUGCAAUAGUUUCCCAGAAUACGUUAUGCUGGGAUUCAAUAAAUAGAAGGGCGACCCCAGCGCACUCGAGAGGUGAUGCGCGACCGUUCUCGUUAUCGCAGCAGCGCGUUGUGUGGUAAAGCUGUGAAGUUGCACCCGUGAAUCGGUAUCCCAGCGAGAUGAAGCUCCCACUACUUUGCUGUGUUCCAUUGCUAGCAGCGUUGCUAGUUUCCAGCACGACAGCUCAACACGCAGAAGAUGCACUCAAACAAAGCUAUGAUGGUACCGAAAGUUCAGCCGUGCGUGAACAACCCGAGCAGCGUUGCGUUCCUACAAAGGAAUGUCCCCCCGAUGAGGUGUUCAAAUGCUGUGGACCCUGCUAUCAGCUGAACUGUUACGGUACCGUGCUGGACUGUGCCGGACGUUGCUACGCCGAGUGCUACUGUGCCAGCGGCUUUGUCCGAGAGUAUCCCGGCGGUCGCUGCAUUCCCAAGCUGUUCUGCCAGCGGCCACCGCUGCCAAUUCUUUCCGACUAUGAGGACUUGCUCGUGGAAUAAAUCACACUUUCGCUAAUAAAUAUAAUGUGUCAUCCAAUAUGGAGUCCCGGCGUCCCCGGAGUGCUUGAAACACAUUUUCAUUGCGUGUCCAAUAACUGACCCACAUUCAUCAUCAAGGCAGCGAGACGUUAUCGUACGUGCAGACAGGUCGGGGUCUGGGCAUCUUCGCCUUGGUUUGAACAGCUGAGCGCACCCGAGACAG